UCACUGAGGUGGAACCACGUGUAUUCUCUUCUAACCUCCACUGUCCUAUUGCACACUUCAGAUUAGCAGUUGGAUAAGUAGCCAAGAAAGAGGAGGUGUUUUUCUGCAACAGGCUGUUAUUCUUCUCAAGCUACAAUGUAACAUAGCAUGAAAUAAAAGUACUGUUGCUAUGUUGCUACGAUUUAAACAGAAAUGCCACAGACCUGGUUGUACAAAAUAUUAGAUACACCAGUAUACUAAAACUCAAUCGCUACUUUCCACACCUGCUAUCUUGUGGCAUAUUUUGGCACAUGGCUGGGCCUCGUUUGUUACCAGCUGACUGAAAAACUACCUUUUAUAUGUUCUCAUUGCUGUGGAGAAAUAAAAAGGCUUCGGAGCAGGGGAAUGGGAGAUGAUUUCCUCCGUUGCUAAAUGCACCAUCCGAGAUGACUCGGAUUCUACUUUUCACCCACGCCACAACAGCGUUGUGGGGGGGGGGGGGGGUUUCUGGCGCGAUUGUUAUAUAGCAUAGCAGCUCAGUCACUGUGCUCAACCACUUCUCCAUCAGACCUUCAUGAUAACACCUGGUGUGGUUGCUAGGAUAUUUGUGAUAUAACUGCCAGGUAUAGCAGUUUGUGUAGUCGUGUGUGAAACACAUUUUCAUGUUUUCCAGAAUGUGCUGUUAGGCUGGUGAUUCAGUUUCCAAAAGCUCACAUCCUCUUUUAUUUUCUGAUUUAUUGGGUUUUUCUUCUGAUUAUUUAUUUAAAUCUGCAACUGGUUAUCCUGCUUUAAUGUGAUACACUGGUAAUUAUGGACACCAGCUCAAAAUGGGAAUACCAAAUAUUAGUAUGAUCAAAGAAAUUGAUAGAUGCCAGCAGCUCCUGUGUAUGUCAGCCUGCACUGAGGGAUAUCAUUGGACAAUGGGGGUUAAGACUUUCUGUAUUUGAGGCGAUAAAUGAGUAAAUGACUGUGGCGAAGGAGGAGAGAAAACUGAGGAUUUCUUAGAUAUUUUAUCUGACAAAAAAGAAGGAAGAAAUUGCCAAUUUUAAGUUGCAUCUGCACACUGAUCUGAACUGAUCUGAUGUGAUUUUAGACUCUGUGCAUGUCCCUUCUCACCAGACAGUAAAGGAAAUACAUCGUCAGCAUCCAUUCUACCUGACAGAGAGCUGGAAACCAUUUUCAUUGAUGUCUCCACUGUUUGUAUCGUUGGAAAACAGUCUUUGAUUACAAUAUAAAUGUUUAGUUAUCGGCCUAUUUUACUGGUCUUAGUAAAAACAUAUCAGGGUCUCCCAUCAAAGUAUCAAUUUCAGCAGCAAAAUAUAUUCAGAAAGAUAGUAUUUUCACCUGCAUUUUGGUUUUAAGGCUGGAUUCAUAUUUUUGGAAUAACGCUCAGCAACCUCUCCUGGUAAUGAUAAAUAUAUCUGCCAGACAACACAGUGAUAGUACUAGAGUUAUGGCAAUUUGAAUGUUACAAUCUAAAUAUUUCAGCAAUAUUUUUAAUCACUUCUUUUGCUUUCUGAGCUUCCUUAGUAUUUAAAUCCUCGGCAUAUGUAUUAAGAAAUAUUAGAUCACCCAAUGGUACACAUACACAUUUUUUGUUGUUUUGUUUAUAAUUUAAUUGGUUGAUUAUGACUCAGCAGCUGCUGCUCUUUGGUUAAAAGCUGCUUUUUUUACUGAGCCUCCAAAAGAGGAAAAUAACUUAAAUACGAACAGCUGUAUCUUAUUUAAGAAACCUGAAUUAUAAAUAUUGACGUUUUCAUUUUUGUGCAAAUAUUACACACUGAAUGAUGACGAUGUCAGUCUCAGAUGAAUAUCUGCUUCUGCGAUCUCGACUGUCCUUUCUGGUCUUGCUCACUUAUCUUAGACAAGAAUUACAGUGCCAGUCAAACCAAAACCCGCUACUGCCACCUAUUGGCGAGAAUGAGUAUCGCCCUGCAGCUACUUUAGGUGAAAGUAGGUGAGUUUAAAAGUCACACAAAGCGUUUUAAAUUCUAAUAACCAGAAAAUAAUAGUGAGGGGGGCAAGGUAAUGACACAACUAAUACAAUAAUAACUGUGCAAAUAAUUGUAGCCAUUAAAAUGUCCAGGGUGCCACACAUAUUAUAUAUUAUCUGUUCCAUUGUUUUGUCAAAUUGAAAGAGCAAGAAACUUCUACUUUCAGUUUAAAAUAACACAUUACUAACUGUACACUGAAACAUUAAUAAAAGUAUUUUAACAAAAGAACAAAAAGACUACUUACUAGAGCAUUGUGAUGCUGUUCACAGUGACAGUAGUUUUCCAACAAAAGUAGCUAAUUUGUACUAAAUGCCAAAUUCAGAAAAAAAACAAUGACCACUUAUCUAAAAUUCUUGUUAUAAUUCCUGCCUCUGUCAAAUAGUGGUCAAACUGGAAAGCAUGUUGUGACAUGUAUUGACUCCGUUGCUGCUCUGGUGCUGACCAUCGAUACGUUUUCUCACUGCUGCCUAUAACCAGGCUCCACUGUGGGAGUCCCACACAUUCUGUCUCAUGAAACCAACCCACACAGCUCCUGGCCACCACACACACACGUUUAGAAGUAUCUACUCGUGAUUCCUGUCAAUGAUAAUCGCAUUGACGGUAUAAUGAUAAAGAGAAAACUCCAGAUGGAUUUUUAUCAUUGAGUUUCUUUUACGUAUAUGUAUAUACUCAGAUAUUGUUGUGACACAAGAGUCGCUUAGUCAAAUGCAUCAAAACUCUGCAUUACCACCCAUUUUAAUGGCAGGCCAACUACAGUGAAUAAUUGUUAUGAGGAAAUUCGUGGCACUGUUAGUGCAGAAAAUAACAGCUCAUCCUCAUCCCAAUCAGAUUUGCACAUAUAUUGCCAUUUCUUGAAGACUUUUUCUCUCAAAAAGGAUCCCAACGUAUCUUAUUGUUACAGAUUACAAGCCAUAGCUGUUGAUCUGCCAGAGGCACAAAUAGACAGAGUUGAAGAAAGAGAGUAAAAUACAUUAGGUGCUGUGGCAGCUCCAAAAUCAGUUAAGUCUGACGCAGCUGAGUUUGUUGCAGGCUUAAUUAAAACACUUGAUCAUAUGUUUAUCCUUCUGUAGUAGAAAAUAGAAAAUGCACCACAUAUCUCAUGUAUCCAGGGCAGCCGCUCUCUCCCAGCGUCCAGGGCAUUAAUUAUCAGGGGAUGCAGUCGAUUCCCCUUCAGCAGCGACCCUGCCCCUGGCCUUUUCUGCUUUACCAGAGCAGAGUAAUCAUUGACUGUUUAGAAAACCGGAAUCCAGAUGACCCCACAGUCACUCAAAACCAGCAACUCUGAUUUGUAGGGAGUGACGCUCCAACAUCGACAGGCCAUGUGUAUCACCGCUGUGUGUCGGUAAGCUUCAGCUGCACUCAGAGUUCAGGUUUUGAGUCAAAGUGUGAGUUGGUUUUAGUCUUACUAAAGCUGAAGAAAUGAUUCUGAAUAUAUAAUCAUAUUGUCUCUGCCGGCGUCUCAGUCCUUAACCCAUCUCAAUCAAAGAUAUGUUUAACUGAGACAAACAACACCUUAUUGUAAACAUGUCAGGUUGGGAUAGGUUUUAAAAAAAACAAAACAUGACCUUCGCAUCACUAGUGGUACUCUACUCUCUUGACUUGCAAAAUUACCUUUUCAUUUUACAAACAUCAUAUGAGUACUUUAUGGCGCAAUUCAAUUGGGAUCAAAACAUGAUUUGUCUCUCGACGUUAAUGACUGUGCAUAUUUUUUUUAAUCUCAAUCACAUAUUUUCCACAAAUUCUUUAACCAUAUUUUUCUGAAGUAUGAUUCAUAAGCUGUCUUUAAGCAUCUCGGGAUUAUUUGUCUAGCUCCACCCACGAGUCAUGACGUACAAAUAACUAAAACGCAGAUCAUGUGAAAGAAAACAUUUUCAUUAUACCUUCAUUUUACUUUAUAAACUGACAAGAAAUACAAGUUAGUAAAAUUAGUAAAACCUUUUGCUUUCCUAGUAAUGCUUGUAGACAUAUGCACUCUCAUACACACACAUGCAAAUACCCGCAGUGACACUCUCACACACAAUAUUCAAAUAUGUUGAGCACGUUUUAGAGAGGGUCCUGUUCAGCUCACACUGGGCCACCUGUUGUAGACGAGUCAGACCACGACACCUCAGGGGACGCACGGUUUCCAUGGAGACCCAGAGGGCGGGUAUGGUGCAGCUUGCUCUGAUAAUUGGCACCAUGCUGGAGCUGAUUCUUACAUGUUAUUCUAAUAUUGUCAUUUAGGUGUCACACUAGCACUACUUGUGUUCUUAGGCAGCUCUCACUCUAUGUUUCUGCACGUGUCUUUUUGGUGUAUAAGUGUGCUUUUUCCGUUUAAUGAGAUUCGAGUGGAGAAGGCAACCUUUUGAAACUUGACCCUCAUGCACAUCACAUGGUUGGAAAGUGAUGGCGGCACUGUGGAAACGAAAGUCAUCAACUCUUUUGCUCGGAUCCAUUUUAUGUUGGAUUGUCAAAAGCCACCAAGAUCAAUGGGCUGGGGACAUCAUUAAAAAAGGGCGGCACUACCAUCCAGCUGACCGGCAGCCCUCACAAAGUAGACCAUCCCUCAUCAAUACUUCUUGUUGGAGCUGCAGCUAAAGUGAAUGUUGUUACCAUUGAUGCAUCGCUCUGAUUGUGGAUACAGCAGGGGGCUUCUGCCUGAGGGUGUGGCUCCAACUUAGCAUUGUGUUUGGAUUGAAGGCAAACAAAAGAGUUUUUGUGACAUUGAGGAUCUUGUGAUUUGUAUCUCUGGACUGAAGGGGGAUUAUUUUGACUGACACAUUGUUGAAGGUUUUUUUUAUUGUGCUUGUUUUUUAGCUUUAUAGAACUUCCUUUUCCGAAGUUGGACUCCCUGAGCACAAGCGUUUUUUUUCUUUGCUUCCUGAGGCCAAAGUCUGUUAAAAAACAUCUAAUAUUGGAGCUGGUUUUCAAAGUUUUCAUACAGGUUAUUUUGCACAACCAGCGCAGGACCACAGAGGUAGGCUAGUAUUUACUGCAUAGACCCAAUCUCAUCAGAACAGCGACCCAGGGCGAGCAACGGCGUUCAAGUGUUGGAAGCCCUGGAUGAGCAGUGUGUCCACUCGGAGAGAGGAGGAUAGGAGGAGGUACCAACCGUCGAGAUGACAGACAUUGAGGGACAAGAGAACCAGGGGCAUGGGAGCCCUGAUAAGAAGCUUGGCACUGACCACCAAGGACCAGAACGUCGGUCCAGUGUCCAGAAAGGCUUAGGCACGCCCAAGCAGAACCAACACGACCAUUACAGCUCAAUGUCCAACGUGGAAGGGGACCUUGAAGAGUUUGUUUUGGAUUUCGAUGACUAUGACUUGCUCGAGUCAAUCCACACUCAACUGGGGUCACCACUCGAGCCUUCCCGUCACAGGUUUGAGGACAACCCCGGGGUGAGACGCCAUCUGGUGAAGAAGUCAUCACGAUGUCUGAUGAACCGAGCCAGCAACAGUUCCACACCACUGAGCAGCCUGAAGAAGAAGAAGAGGGCGGCAGAUAAGAAAACCCAUGAGUUGUUUGUGGAGCUGAACGAGCUGAUUGUGGACAAGGACCAUGAAAUGCGUUGGAAGGAGCGGGCCCGCUGGAUCAAGUUUGAGGAGGAUGUGGAGGAGGAGACAGACCGCUGGGGCAAACCCCAUGUGGCUUCACUCUCCUUCCGCAGCUUGCUGGAGCUUCGCCGCACCAUCACACACGGUGCCAUCCUUCUGGACCUAGAGCAGAACUCUCUGCCCGGCAUCGUCCAUCUUGUGGUGGAGACGAUGAUAAUCUCUGACCAGAUCAGAGCCGAGGACAGACCCAGUGUUCUCCGGGCUCUGCUUCUCAAACACAGCCACCCGAGUGAUCUGAAACAUCGUUUUCACCGCCACCACUCAUCCAGCAGUCUUCAUGGCAGCUUCAAUCACAACAACGUCCAGGAUACCAAUCUGCCACUGGUGGCUGAAGAGCAGGAGGAGCACCAGGAUAACAAGGGGGGGGUAUACGACCCCAAACAAGAAGUGUUUGUCAGCCUGUUUAAAUCUCUCCACCCACUGCCUCUCGAGAGCCAUCCAGCUGCGGCGAGAUCGAUGAAACUUCUCGCCAAGAUUCCCAAAGAUGCCGAAGCUGUCAUUGUUUUAGUCGGCUCUGUUGACUUUCUGGAGCAGCCAGCCAUGGCCUUUGUCAGGUUGAAUGAGGCAGUCCUUCUGGAGUCCGUGCUGGAGGUCCCCGUCCCUGUUCGCUUUAUUUUCGUCCUGCUUGGUCCAAGUCAGUCUAACGUGGACUAUCAUGAGAUUGGACGCUCCUUCUCCACUCUCAUGUCUGACAAGAACUUCCAUGAGGUGGCCUAUUUUGCUGAUGACAGACAGGACCUCCUGAACGGUAUCAAUGAAUUCUUGGACUGCAGCAUCGUCAUUCCACCCUCAGAUGUGGAGGGCAAAGACCUCCUGAAGACGGUGGCUGACUUCCAGAAGCAGAUGCUGCGCAAGAGGAAGGAAAGAGAACUCAAGAGGCAUCAGUCCUCACCUGGAAUAGAGCUGAACAACAAAGAGGUGAGUCCAGAGGAGGAGGAGGAGGAAGACCAGGAGGUGGACCCAUUAAAGCGCUCAGGGAUCCCUUUUGGAGGCCUGAUCCACGACAUCCGCCGCCGUUACCCUCAAUAUGUCAGCGACUUAAAAGAUGCCGUGGACAUGCAGUGCUUCGCUGCCGUCAUCUUCAUCUAUUUUGCUGCACUGUCGCCCACUAUUACCUUUGGAGGCCUGCUGGGAGAAAAAACACAGGGCAUGAUGGGAGUGACUGAGCUCAUCGUGUCAACAGCAACUCUUGGAGUUAUAUUUUCGCUGCUUGGUGGUCAGCCUCUCCUCAUCAUAGGCUUCUCAGGACCCUUGCUGGUGUUUGAAGAAGCCUAUUACAAGUUCUGUCAGGCCCACGAUGUUGAGUACCUAACUGGUCGUGUGUGGAUUGGCUUCUGGCUCAUCUUCAUUGUCCUGCUGAUAGUGGCAGCAGAGGGCAGCUUCCUUGUUCGCUACAUCUCACCUUUUACCCAGGAGAUUUUUGCUUUCCUCAUCUCCCUUAUCUUCAUCUACGAGACUUUCUCUAAGCUCUUCAAGGUGUUUAAGGAGCAUCCGCUGCUGGCAAUUUACCCCAGUGACUUUCACCCAGUUGCUGGGCAUCAUAAAGUUGAUGACCCGAUCUACAACCAGCCCAACACUGCUCUUCUGUCUCUGGUCCUCAUGAUAGGCACUUUCUUUGUUGCUUUCUUCCUCAGGAAACUCCGAAACAGUCGUUUCUUAGGUGGCAAGGCCAGAAGAAUCAUUGGGGACUUUGGCAUCCCCAUCUCAAUUUUAUUUUCAGUGUUGGUGGAUUACUCCAUUACUGACACUUACACACAGAAACUCAAUGUGCCGUCGGGCUUCUCAGUCACCUCCCCUGACAAGAGAGGCUGGUUCAUCAGUCCCUUUGGCGACAAGAAACCUUUUCCUACCUGGAUGAUGGGGGCAUCUAUUGUACCUGCCAUUCUUGUCUUCAUCCUCAUUUUUAUGGAAACUCAGAUCACUUCGUUGAUCGUCUCUAAGAAGGAGCGUCGCCUGGUUAAAGGCUCAGGGUUCCACCUGGAUCUUCUUCUCAUUGUCAUUCUGGGUGCCAUCUGUCCUCUUUUUGGCCUGCCAUGGCUCACCGCGGCCACUGUGCGCUCCGUCACUCAUGUCAACGCUCUCACCGUCAUGAGCAAAGCCACGGCGCCUGGCGAAAAGCCUAUGAUCCAGGAGGUGAAAGAACAGAGGCUGACUGGGCUUCUUGUGGCUGUUCUUGUUGGCAUGUCCAUAGUGAUGACAGACGUGCUCCGCCUCAUCCCUCUGGCUGUGCUCUUCGGCAUCUUCCUGUACAUGGGGGUCACCUCUCUGACAGGCAUCCAACUGUAUGAACGCAUCACACUCAUGGUCACGCCCGCCAAGCAUCACCCUGACCACAUCUACGUCACCAAGGUGAAGACAUGGCGUAUGAACAUGUUCACCAUCAUCCAGCUGGCGUGCAUCGUGGCUCUGUGGGUAGUGAAGUCUACUGAGGCCUCCCUGGCGUUCCCCUUUGUCCUCAUCAUGACGGUGCCGCUUCGCCGCCUCAUCCUCUCCAGGAUUUUCGAGGAACGAGAGCUCCAGGCGCUGGAUUGCGACGAGGAUUCUCCCAACUUCGAUGAAGAUGGACGAGACGAGUACAACGAGAUCCACAUGCUUGUAUAAAUUUAAAAUUGGACCCUGCCAGUAUGAAUGCCUCCCACCCUCCAGCUCGGACCAAUCGGAAGUAGCCUCUCCGGAAGCCUCACUGUCUCUGCGUAGUGGUGAUAAAGCGAGAGGACCGACAGUAAUGGUGUUAUAGCUGGAUGUUCCCUUCUUACCUUUGUUCAUUCCAGUUUUUACUAAAAGAGCACACAUACUGUUAGAUCUCUGUGGUGGUGGUGGUGGUGGUGUUGUGUUAAACUCCCUGAAGCCUGAGCACCCUACCUGAAGUGGACAGUGCAAAUCUAGCAAAGAAAUGUAACUUACAUGAACACUUUAUCUAUUUUUCUUUCCUGUCUAUCCCUUUAAUUACUCUGCAGGUUCUGGGCAUGAGUGCAAUGAUGACGGUGACCUCUAGGGCUACAGCGGGCUGGAUCAUUUAGACUUAUUUUUGUCCAGAAAGCGGGAAAAGGGGGUUGAUUUGCUUUCAUUUCAUUUUCAUCCAGGAAGCGGAUUUUCAUCAAAAUGCAUAAUGAUGAACUGAAACUAAAUCUCAAAGCCCUAAAUUCCACUGCCUGUGUAGUUUAGCUGCCUUUUCCCUUUAUACUACUGCCAUUGCCUAUAGGUUGCAAUGAUGUGCAAACAAGGAGUUAAGUAGUCCUUUCCCUUUCUGUACAGACUUUUAGUAAUGAGCACUUUGACUGGGCAAAAGUUCACUUUUGUCGCUGCCAACUGAGCUCCCUGGCACGAAGCCUCCUCUCUAAAUGUACUCUCCCCUUGAAGCCAAAGUCUCCACAGAGACUGUGCAAGUCUCUUCGAGGGGUGUUUCUGUACUUUGCUAGGUGUUUAAUGCCCAACCUACCAGUCCACUGACCCCGUUAUUGUGACCUUGGAUGUAUAAGUAAAUGGCUAACAUGGUCUCAACCUUAUUUUUCUACUCUGUUGUAUCUAUUUAUUUUGUGACCUUUGGACUUGAUGCCAUGCCAGAUUCUCAGUGAUGUUUAGACUCCCAAUAGCUCAGAUUGCUAUAAGAGUUACUAUGAAAUUAAAAAGAAGAACAUUGUGUUGGUGGACACAUUCAGCCAUUCUUCUUUCAUCUUCUCCGCAAUAUUUCCACGUCGUGGUGCAUUUUUAUUUCAGGGAUGUCAUGAAUAACAUAGUAACACAUUUGGCUGGAAAAGCAUAAGCACUAAGCAAACACACAAGCGCUGAAAACGCUGGGGAACAGUUGAGUGUUGGCAGGACGUAUGAAUGAUGCAUUGUACAGUAAGACUGUGAGCUUGGAAUUACAAUGUACCGUCUGUGUUCAGAGUUCUUUUGAAAUACCAAGAGAUUUAGUUUUCACCUCCGAUAUCGCGAGCCCACUAUAGAAUUGAAAUGUAAUCGUCCAGUCAUGACACGUAAUCAGAGACCUUACUUCUCCCACACAGAAACACCAGUUGUAAAUAAAAUUAUUUUUCAUAAGAGACUUUAACAAGUCGAGCACAGAUUUGUGUGACGCUCUUAUUUAUAAAGGAGAGGAAGAAAUUGAUGUGAUUUUGGCUUAUAAUGCCAAUGAGUUAGACUCCAUUCUCACUAGCUUUCCAGUCUAAAUACUACAUUUCGGAGCAUUUUAUGUAUGUUGUAGUUGAUGGGAAGUAGUAGAAGGUUUCUGCAUACUGUCACUAUUCCCAAGUUUAAUAUUUUGUCUAUAAAACAUGACGUUUUAAAAUAGUAUCCUUCUAGCUUCUAUCCUUGCACCUUGCAUAUGUCUGUGUGUUCACUUCUACACUGUAUCAGCUUCAAUGGGUAAAGACAUUGAAGGUGGAAUCAGCUCACUGGGUGUCAGCUGAAGAGGUUUCCAUAAAUAACUAUGAAAUAUGGCAAAAUAGAAAACAAAAACAUGUUUUCUUGUUUUUACCUGAUAAUAAUGAUUACUUCUGCAGGUAUACAAACAACUACUAAAAACUCCAAAGUGCUUAAAAGUGAAGCAAAAUGUCAUUCUGAGAGUACCUAUAUUAAAAAAAAAGAUUUCAGGGUCAGCAGUGUAGUAUAGAUUUGGUAUGCUAACCAGAUUAGUAUAUCUUCAUUUCAUUCAACCAUGUCCUACAUUAUGAGCCAUGCAAGAAUUCUGUCUCAGGGGAAACUGACCUUCGAUCUGUAAAUAUUGCGUCCAAGCCUUUAGUUUGUUGUCUCUUGUGUGUACAUAAAUCCAACACUUGCGAUGUAAAAAUAUAGAGCUUACGGUCCAGACGUUUGUGUUAUACAAUGGAGAAAAUGAAUAUAAGUGAAGGGAAUAAUGUGUUUACUCCAGCAAUGUGACAUGGAAUUAUGCUGUAAAUGAAUCCUCCAUUGUUGUCUUUAGGCAAACACUUGAAGCUACACUUUGAUGUGAAGCGUACGUCUGCUGUAGUCUGUAUUUAAUUCUGCAGCUCCCCAAGUUAAUGAGUGACAGAAUGUGUUUUAGGACUCUGAUAGGAGUGUCUUUUAAAAUAGGCUUAAUGGACCUUUUCAACCAUGUGCUUUUGUUUCAGGGUUUACAAAGACUAAAAGGGCAAACUGAGAGCAAAUAAACUGAUAUGUUAUCUCCAUCAUACUCCGUUAUACGUGGCCCCGCUGUGUUCAUGACGUUAUUGAAUGUAAAUGUUUGGCUGCCUGUAUUUUCAGUUAGCCAGAAUGCUUUUCCGGCUAUUCUGACCCCGAAUCUUCAGCGCAGUGGAGAGCAAGAGGGUCAAAGUUCAAGUUGGAAUAUUAAGACAAAGUUGUAUGUCUCAAUUAAAAGCAUUCUGCAUGCAACAAUACAUAUAUCUGCAGAAGGUACUCAAAUGAAAAAGUACUGUAUGUGAUUUGGAAGGCAUUGUGUGUGUCCUGCUACAAAGCUAGUUUGAAACAUCUUUCCCGAUCGCUACAUUUCAAUGCACGUUACCACCACCCUCUGUUGAUCAGUGUAAUAACGUGAAACAGUCGGCAGGUGUCACUUCACACUCACGAAAGGCAAACGGAAAGGGGCACAUACUUAAAAGCAUUGCUCCAUAGCGCUACUAGUGGUGAAAACCUCCACAUGGUUCCUUUAAAUCCACUUAUUUUAAAUGUCUAUUACCAAUACAGCGUAUAUUUUGUUUCCUGGUUGUGUGUUUUAUUACAAUCUCACAAGGUGCAAUGCUGUGUUAAUAUAAUAUGCCCCGAUUGAAUGCAUACUGCAUGCAACAGGACAAAUUAUGUGAAGGCAGAUGCGCUAUAUACGAAAAGUAAAAAGAAAAAGUAUGGGAUUUGGAACGCAGUGUAAAUGUGACCCUUAAUUGAUGAACUGUAACUACAAUUUCAAAUUCCUCGAACAAAAUGCAGAGGACAUGAACUCUUGUGCAUAGUAGCUGCAGCCCCGUUAGCUGGCAGUAAGGCUUCCUCUUCACUCCAUCUUAGAAGUCAUGCUCUGUGUUUUAGCUCUUUAUAUUCCUUUGAUGUUAACUCCAGCUGAAAGCAGAACAGGCCAAUGUAGUCGACCUGGAGUAUCAUCUGGUAAGAAGAUUUUAUUUGUGACCUUAAUAGCUGGAUGUGUCUAUGUCUUGUUGAAGACUGUUGGCCAACAUUUAUUGGCGAGCAGUUUGACAUUCUCAAGACCUCAGGCUGCUGAAUUAGCUUGAGAAAAGCGAGAGACCAUUUUUAAACGGGGUCUUACACAAAACGUGUUUCAGGCCGAUGAAUCUGUCCAUGUUGACUAUCAGCUUUAUUGAAACGUUGACUCAUUUUGUGCUCGAUUAAUAGUUUUGUUAUUGAUUGACUUCCAUACAUAACCAGCACAUGGCGAGUAUUCACACUUAAGUGCAACGCUAUGGAAAACAAAUAUUAGAUGGACACCAUACGAUUAAGAUCUGACUAUGACUUUUAGUUGGUAUCUGCCAUCUGAGUCCAGUGGAGCUAUGUUAUUUGGUGAGCUGGUUGACCCACAGUGGUAAAAGAUUCACAAGGGUCGUUGUCCUUUGUUGUCUGACGAUACAAGACUAGGCUGCUCCAAACAGCCACGUGCUCUUGUUAUGGCAGGAACUGGUGUGUCUGAGUAUGUGUGGAGCUGCGUAGGCCAUAGCCGAGAGACAGCCAGUGAGCGUAUAUACUUAGCAAAACAUCCUCUCAGUGUUUACACAAGAGGAAAAAGUGGAAUUGUGGGUAUUAUUAAAGAUAAUAAAAGGCGUGGUGCUGCCACUCUGUCCCGCCUGGGCGCUAGAUGUUGAAACACGCAAGAUGAAAAGAAAAACAGUUUUUUUUUUUUUUUUUUGACCCUCAAAAAGUUCUGCCAUGUCAAUGUUCUGAGUUCACCACAUUUAGUCGCCUUAUACCACCAUGGUAGCAGGGCAGACCACCCACCCAAAUCUAAGACCUGGCUCUGUUAUUUUUGAACCUCUUCUUAAUUCAACAUCUUUGGUUUGAGUAAAGACGUCUGGCGAUCUUGGAGUUCUAGCAUAUGGAAUAGUGUGUUAGGUCCAACCAUUAUUUAGCUAUAAAUCCAAUGUGUGUGCAACUAGAUCCACUAUUAUAAGGAAGGUUGUUCACAGUGAUAUACGAGCACAGAAUUAUAGUUGAUACUAGUGUCUUUUGGAUACUGCAGGAAUGCUAUUCAUGUUUCUUUAAUUGCACUGCAUACCAAAGGAUUAGUUCCUUACCAGGAUUAGUUUCCUAAUUUCGGUCUUCAUUAUAUUUUGUUGAUCUCAUGGGUUAUAAAUGAAAUACUAAUCCUUUGUGUGUACUCUUUUUUUUUUUUUUUUUUUUUAAAAUUCAGUGAAAUGCUAUCUUUAGCAUUAGAAGGUUUUGUUAUGGUGUUGUGACAGGUUUGUUCAUUCAGGAACACGUACGAUUUUUACAACCAAUUAAAGCCAUGAUUUCCAUUAAAGCUGCAUUAAGCAAUUAAGCAAAGGAAAUGACUUUACAACAAGCGUACAGUAACUUCCAGCAGAAACAAAGUAACAUGGUCAUUCCAUUGGAUUGUUAUAUGCAGAACUAUUCAAUGCUUUCUUGUUUACUUCAUGUUUGUGCGGACAGAGUGCACUCUGAGCUUCGGAUUGGUUUGGAUUCUCAGUGAGACGGGCACUACUAGCAUUGAUUUCACGUUCGCAGAAAGUUCCUGAGAGUUAACAUUGAAAACAUUGCUUAAUGGAGUUUUGCGUUGUUUUGAUGACACACAGCUCUACACAACAACCUCUUGAUGUAUACUCAUAUGAUGACAAAAUUGUAAAAUGCAGUAUGUCUGCAUUUGUAACACAGACUGACACUUGGUUUGUGGGGGCUGCUUGAAUAGCAGGUCCUUGUGGCUGUAAAGAGAUUUUCAAUCAACUGUAAAACAUUAUUUUUUUGUCUGGAAUAAAUAUUUAUUAUGUGUUUCAAAUACAAAAAGGUCAGCUUUUUUUUGGUCAGCUUUAAAAAAAUGACAAUACAAUAUAGAUUAUUCAAGUAUGAAGUUGGUGUCAAACAGUACAGUCGAUCAUUAAGGUUUUAUUUUCCUCGACUAGGUGCCAGAUGGGUGGAGUUCACCAUAUAUGACAGAAUAAUGAGUUCCAGAGAGUUCAGACAUUCACAGCUAAGUAUUUAGACAGUCAAGUAUGAAGUUCUACCUAGAAUAUAUACUUAAAGGCACAGUGUGUAUGACUAAGGGUGAGCUAUUAGCAGAAAUAGAAGUAUCUAUAACGUAUACAUGUUUUUAUGAAUGUAUAAUCACCUGAAACCAUACGAAUGACAUACACAGCCAUUGAGAGAUAUAGAACAUGUGAAAUCGGAGGUAAAGAUAACGCUUCAACAUUAAAUGGUUUGACAGUAAUAAAUAUUAGUCCUGGGGUGCACAUUUCAUAUCAUGCAGAACUUUUUUUCAGGAUUAAAAUGAGAAGAACACAAUGAAUAUAUGAUAUAUAAUACUGCAUAUAUAUGUGGAUGCUUUGAUAAGAAUAUUCCGAAUUUAAAAUACUUUUUAGUUGUUACUUUUAACAGAUUGUAAAAGUGGAGUGGUAUGUAUUGGUCUGUGUUUGUAGCUAUUACUUGAAGGGAAAAUGCAGUACUUUCAUAAUUGUGGGUCAUGCCAACUUUGCACUCACAAAGAUUCCAUGAUAGAUUAAAUUGGGAACAGCUUGAGCCUUUAGUUCUUCAUGAAUCAUCAUUUCAACGCUUUUCCAUGAGUCCGACUAGCAAAUAGCCCUAUUGAUCGGCUAAUGUCUCCAACUAACUUGUGUUAGCACAUGUUGUAAACCAUGGUUUGUUUUGUCUUAGUCCACAUUUCCCGGUAUCUCUCCACCACAGGUGGUGAGCGCAAAGUUAUAUCACAUUCUCACUUCCAACUCGUCCCAAGCGGAGGUUUGAUCACAGCAUCUUUGGCGUCAUUUUUCAUUGAGCAGGGUAGUAGAUAGACUUCCAUACAUGGUAAAUGUUAAUUCAAAUAAAACUACUUUGUUAGGUUUAUGAAAAGAUCAUGGUUUAAAAUGUUUAAAAUAAGUUAGGUAAAAAAUACCUUUUUAAAUAUUUUAGAUGACAUCGGCGGUCAUUUUGUGCACCUUUUUAACAAUAUGUAAAGACAAAUUAUUUUCAUAUCAAAAUACAAUCAUCUUUCCUCCUGUAAAACAAAAUAUGAAGUGUGCUCACGUAAGGUAGGCCUAGUACCAACCAGUUUCCACAAAUAAUAUGACAUCCAUCCAUCCAAUCGCUAUUGAUACUACGUCACCUGACUUCCUCUGUAACUCCUGUCAUAAUUACUACAGCCACUAGAGGCAACCCUGCACAACAAAACUGACGUGGACCAAUCUGCCGUACAAGUGUGGGAGUGAGAACGCGGUGAAAGUUAUCAUGACCCACUGUCAGAGUGGCCACAAUUAUGAGAAUAAGUUCCAUGCUGAAAAAUACUGCUAGCUUCUUUGUCAGUUCAGCACAUCAGAGCCCAAAGGUGCUGGCCUUAUCCUAAGUGUUCCAGGUAGUGAGAUUAACACAGAGAAUUGGUAGGAAGAGUGUGAUAAUGAUAACAGGCGCUAUCAACAUAAUGAGAGUGGUGAGCGGUGGGUCUUGGACCUGCCCACAGAGUCUAAAGUACAUCUUAUGAAUCUCCAAGAAGACCGUGUCUUUCAGAAAUCCAUGACCCUUACAACAAGACUCUUUUGCCCAGUGGUCCACGCACAUAUUCAGUGUGUUGUAGAUGCUGCAAAGGAGGAGAGCAAGGCAGAUCACAAAGUUAAGAUGGCUCUAAAUGCUUCCAGAAUUGAUAUUAGUCAUUAGUUAAUAAAGCAAUCAAAGCAUCUCACAAUAAUAGACACUAUUGUGCAACAGUGAGAUGAAAUGGGACAAAAAUCCAGUCACUGCAUGUUCGUGUUGCAAAACUAAACUGUAACAUCUUUCAAGCCUGUAUUGACUUUCAUUUCACAUUGAAAUUAAUAGAACACAAUGUCUUCAAGGUAGAAAACCAUUUGAAACCAGUUCCAGCAGUGCUGAAGUGAGUGCUGUGGCACCCCAGUGUUUGGAAAGCGGUCGCUAACGUGAUUUGAAGUUGAUCGGAUGGCGCGGCCCUUUAAAGCUGUGACUUUAAUAUUCAAAGUCAAUAUCUUAAGAUGACGCGAAGUGAGCCAAAAACAUCUAGCUUUGGCAACUCCAGAAGUUUCAAUAAAUGGAGAAAUCGCCCACUGGUGUUGAGGAGGGCAGCUUACAUUUCACUGUAAAGUUUUGACGUGUCAUGUCCUCCGGGCGGAGAAGCGUCCACUGCGUCAGUAAAGCAACAUAAAUUGUGGGAGCGGUUGUCACUGCACAAUUUUUAGUGUGGAAAACAUCAAGAUUCAAUCGAGCCUGACAGCUGGAGGCCUUAUCAACAAGCUGGGCUCCUUGUGAUGAUGGACACCCCACCCUAACGCACCAUUUGAGCUGUAUGGGAGCUUAGACUCAAACCAUGUUAACAGUAAAAUAUGGAAUAUUACAGCCAUAAUUAAAGUCUACUGCAGUCUGUUGUAGGUAUCAUGGCAAGAACGAAAGUCUCCACAAACAACUGCUGUCUGGAAAUAUGAGCCUAGGAGUCCAGCACUUAUUAAUAUUAAAAGUUGAGUAAUUAGAUGAAACUUUGACCAGCACAUAACGUAGCCAGGAAACAGGAAAGUAUCUGACUUUCCCCAUGACUAACGGUCAUAGAUCUUCACUGAAAAGGCCAUAAAACAUGUGUAAUGUGCCACUUUAUCCAGCCCUCAGUUUUCACUCACUGGGCUCCACAAUGUUGAGCUCGGGGAUGGCUUCCUGCAGUACGUGCAUACCAAGGCUCAGCACAGACUAAUAGAUGGUGCAGCUCAUAUUCGUUAUGACGUGCAUAUUCUUGAUCAUACACAAUUUAUCAUUUCAGAAGGCAUGUCCUGACCAAGUUUUUAUUCCAAAUCCUGAUCAGAGUUUUUUAAUAGUGGGUAUCUCCGAUACCAAGUCUAAUCUGAUACUUAUGUUUACUUAAAUGUUGAUUUAAUAUAGAAAUAAUAGCUGUAGUUCACUUAAUCUGGCACCUUACUUUUACUUGAUCCAAAUAAUAUUACAUUUGUAAUCUGGGAUAUGGAUGAAAGAUUAACUUGGAGAAUGUGACUGUGAAAGAACCUGACAUUUGUUAAAUGAUAACAAAAAGAGACUGUAAAUAAAAUGUACCGUUUUUCAGUAGGCCAUGGGCAACUGUCCUGAUAGCCACUUGUCUCCAUGCUCUUGUUGAAGUGUGACAGGCAGUCGUCAACUCGGCUGUCAAACAUGUGCUGGUCACAUGCCAUUCCUGGAGAAAACGGACACUUACAUGAGUGAGAAUGACGGUCCGAAUGCUCCAUACGGCUCGAGACCAACGGCUAACAUCAUAGACACGGUGUAUGAAUGUGGUGUCAACAUGUAUUAGUGAAGAUCUUGUCAACACUGAAAUAGCU
This is a messenger RNA of Anarrhichthys ocellatus (wolf-eel), 17013 nucleotides long. It is a transcript of the gene slc4a3, whose product is annotated as solute carrier family 4 member 3. The record is from RefSeq and is a predicted model, not a curated record. Gene Ontology annotation, cellular component: plasma membrane. The transcript has 18 exons. NCBI's taxonomy places the organism in Eukaryota, Metazoa, Chordata, Actinopteri, Perciformes, Anarhichadidae. Bases 5072 to 8167 code for a protein of 1031 amino acids. Gene Ontology annotation, molecular function: solute:inorganic anion antiporter activity; monoatomic anion transmembrane transporter activity. Gene Ontology annotation, biological process: regulation of intracellular pH; monoatomic anion transport; bicarbonate transport.